UUUAACAAGUGUAUUUUACAUCCGAUAUACGCAUACAUUUACGUAAUUCGACAGAGAGACUUGAUGCAGAACAGCGGCUGGUAAAGAUUUGCUGUAUAAAAAUGAGUAACGAAGCGCAAAUAUCGAACAUCGUAAAUGAUAUUCUUAGAGUCGAACCUAUCGAAGAAGCUUUCAGCUGUUUUCUCGUUCACCAUCUGGACAAUGAAAUUGAAAAAAUUGCAGCGUUGCAGUCGGAAUUAACGUCUGCUAUGACAGGCCUGAAUACUGAACAACAAGAGAAUGGCGUUAGACAAUUUCUUACCAUGGCUGCCGCGCUGACGAAUCAUAGUCGCUUACAAUUGCUCCUGUCGUUACUAGAGAACUUGGUCAUGAGUAACGUGUUGCCUGCAAGAUUGGUUUGCGAAUGUAUUCUCAGCUGCGAUAAGCUGCAGUAUCAGCAAGAGGAUUUUUGGGUCGAGUCUUUUAACCUCAUCAGGCGGAUCAUUGGAGGAGUGGAUUACAAAGGUGUUAGAGAAAUAAUGAAGGGUUGCAGAGAAAAGGCACAAACGAUACCAGCGAGACUUAACGCAUCUGUACAGCCGCAAUUAAAGGCACUGGAAAAUGUUAUCGAAUACAUAUUUGAUAGAAAUGCAUGUCUCUUGCCUGGCUAUUUUAUUGUUAAUGAAAUACAGAAGGCCUAUCCUGAUAAUAAGAAUUGGCCGCAUUGGAAAUUAGCAAAAUUGCUCUCUGGGUUCGUCGAGAGUUUCAGAGCCACUGCGCAAAUGGUGUCGAUAAUUGGCCACUCAAAAAUGCUACCCGUAGUAGAGCACUCUGGAUAUGCGGACCACGUCAUUAACCCAUGGCGGCUCGAUCCUACGACCCUUAAAUUCUCCCUCAAAGGCAAUUUACCCUAUGAUCAAGAUCUGCUAAAGCCUCAAACCGAACUUCUGAGAUAUGUUUUGGAACAACCGUACAGCAGAGAUAUGGUUUGCUCCAUGCUAGGCCUCCAGAAACAGCACAAACAGAGAUGCGUAGCGUUGGAGGAACAACUGGUUGAAUUGGUACUUCUGGCUAUGGAGCGAUCCGAAAAUGAUCCGCCACCCACUGAGGGAACAGAUAUUACUGUUGCGAAUCAUUGGCUGUGGCUACACCUUUCUUCUCAGCUUAUAUACUUCGUACUUUUUCAAUUUGCUUGUUUUCCCAACAUUGUUAUGGCUAUACAUGACAAGCUAGCUGGUCGUGAAUUGAGAAAAGGGCGUGAUCAUCUGAUGUGGGUCUUAUUGCAAUUUAUAUCUGGGAGUAUUCAGCGCAAUCCGCUGUCUAACUUUCUGCCCGUACUUAAACUGUACGACCUAUUAUAUCCCGAAAAAGAACCACUACCUGUUCCUGAUUUCAGUCAGGCAUUGUGCACACAUCAAAUGGCCAUAACUUGUAUAUGGAUUCAUUUACUUAAAAAAGCGCAAUCUGAACACUUGAACAUUCACAGACCGAUCCCACACACGUUGAAAGUUCAUCAUGAAUUUCUACAACAUUUAGUUAUGCCAAAUACAUCAUUGUGCAUGGGAUCUGAUUAUCGCAUCGCUUUACUGUGCAAUGCUUAUUCAACAAAUCAAGAAUACUUCAGUAGACCCAUGGCUGCACUUGUUGACACAAUUCUUGGCACACAGAAGGGACAACAGCAGCAACCUUUACAGCCACUACAGAGCAAUGCUGCCCUUGCAAAUGGACCAACAACGCCAUUGUCUAUGUCCAUUCUGGAUUCUCUUACUGUACAUUCUAAAAUGAGUCUGAUUCACAGUAUUGUUACACACGUUAUCAAACUAGCUCAAUCUAAAAGCAACAUGGCUCUUGCUCCUGCCCUUGUCGAGACUUACAGCAGAUUGCUGGUGUACACUGAAAUCGAAAGCCUUGGAAUCAAAGGCUUCAUAAGUCAACUACUUCCCACAGUAUUCAAAUCCCAUGCUUGGGGAACACUGUAUACUUUGCUCGAGAUGUUUAGUUACAGAAUGCAUCAUAUUCAACCGCAUUACAGAGUGCAGCUUUUGUCGCAUCUUCACAGUCUUGCCGCAGUACCGCAAACAAACCAGACCCAGCUCCAUCUCUGCGUUGAAAGUACCGCUCUUAGGCUAAUUACUGGUUUAGGAUCUGCUGAAGUGCAGCCUCAAUUAUCCCGGUUUUUAUCGGAGCCUAAAACACUGGUGUCUGCUGAAUCGGAAGAGUUGAAUCGAGCUUUAGUUCUCACACUCGCAAGAUCAAUGCACGUCACAGGGACAGGAGCAGAUUCACUGAGUGGUACAUGGUGCAAGGAACUGUUGAACACAAUCAUGCAGAAUACCCCCCACUCUUGGGCCAAUCAUACUCUGCAAUGUUUUCCCCCAGUAUUGAACGAAUUUUUUCAGCAAAAUAGUGUUCCUAAGGAAAAUAAACAGCAGAUCAAGAAAGCAGUCGAAGAAGAAUACAGAAAUUGGGCAUCAAUGAGCAAUGAAAAUGAUAUAAUAGCACAUUUCUCUGUGCCUGGAACGCCACCCUUGUUUUUAUGUCUCUUAUGGAAAAUGAUAUUUGAAACAGAUCGUAUAAGUCCAAUUGCGUAUAAAAUAUUGGAGCGAAUUGGCGCGAGAGCUCUUUCCGCCCAUCUUCGAAAGUUUUGCGACUACUUAGUUUUUGAAUUUGCUAACAGUGUCGGAGGCCAACACGUGAACAAGUGCGUGGAUACCAUCAACGACAUGAUCUGGAAAUACAACAUUGUGACAAUUGACAGGCUGGUGCUCUGUUUGGCACUACGAACGCAAGAAGGCAGCGAAGCUCAAGUCUGCUUUUUCAUUAUCCAACUGCUUCUAUUGAAAGCUGUUGAAUUUCGGAAUCGCGUGCAAGAAUUCGCAAAAGAAAAUUCCCCAGAGCAUUGGAAGCAAUCAAAUUGGCACGAAAAGCAUCUUGCAUUUCAUCGAAAAUACCCAGAGAAAUUUGCUCCUGAGGGAAUAAUGGAACAAACAACUGGAGGUCCCAGUCAAUACCAAAGUCUACCGGUAUACUUUGGAAACGUGUGCCUACGAUUCUUACCAGUAUUCGACAUUGUGAUACACAGAUAUCUCGAGAUACCCCCAGUUACUAAGAGUUUAGAAAUAUUAUUAGAACACUUGGGAUGUCUCUAUAAAUUUCACGAUCGACCUGUCACAUACCUGUACAACACGCUGCAUUACUAUGAAAGAAAACUUAGGGAACGACCAGCACUGAAGCGACGCCUAGUUUCUGCCGUGCUUGGCUCGUUGUGUGAAAUUCGGGCUCCCAAUUGGGCACUGUCCGAAGCUUAUCAGCUCUACAUGACGCGAUCUCCUGACGACGCAGUCAACUGGGUGCCAGAAUUGGACUAUUAUGUUCGACUUGUGCGUCGUAUCGUUGAGACAAUGUCAGGGAUUGCUCAUUUCCCUACAACCGACUGGAGGUUCAAUGAAUUUCCAAAUCCUGCUGCGCAUGCUCUUUAUGUUACCUGUGUGGAGCUAAUGGCUGUGCCUGUUGCUCCAAAUUUAAUAGCUAAUUCUCUGCUUGAUGUUGUUGCCAAAGGAUAUACAGUUGUACCAUCAGACCAGAUUCACAUGUGGAUCAACUGCGUAGGAUUAUUGCUGGCUGCUUUACCCGAGUGUUACUGGUCAGCCCUUCACGAUCGCCUUGUGGAAACAGUGACUAGUCCUGGACUGGCGAACUGGCAAUACAGCAACUUGACUCCAUUUCAAAUAUUCAAUUUUAAUAUUACUCACAAUGGCUUACUGGAAAACAAAUAUAGUUACAUGAUAGCCCUGGCACAUUCCAUUUGGCACCACGCAGGCGUUGGUCAAAUCACAACUAUGCCACAAUUCAUCAAAGAAAAAUUGCAACCAGUCGUCAACAGCGAAGAGCAAUUGAUAUUCGCUUGCCACUUGAUAGGACCGACUUUAGCGCGAUUCAACACGGAGAGACCUCGAUGCGUCGUCGAGCUCGCUGUUAGUCUCUAUGAAAUGCUUGAACAAGCGGACCGUUCUCAAGCUCAUCUCAAAUACAUGGACCCAAUAUGCGACUUGUUAUACCAUAUCAAAUACAUGUUUGUGGGUGAUAUGAUGAAAAAUGAGGUUGAAUGCAUCAUUCGCAGACUGAGGCCUGCACUGCAAAUGCGCCUUCGAUUCAUCGCACACCUCAACAUUGAGGAAAUAAACUCAUCCUGAGGAAUCGCCCCCUCGGCUACGCAAGCACCGCCUUGUACAGUCGUGGAACAAACAGAACCAAAUGUACCUUCACAGCCAGUGGUGCAAGUACCGACAUCCAGCCAAGCAGAGGCAAACGUUUCUGGCACGUCAAAACAAUAAGAGAUAUCGACGUAACAGGUACUAAUGAGCAUCCAUUUGUGUACAUGGAAUCGAAGAUAACGAGGAUUUAUGAAACAUAAAUUUCAUACACAUGGUACACAUUGUAAUUAGACUGUCUUCCAGUCGUUGUAAAUUAUUACAAUUUCAAAGGAAUCAUAUGUGGUUUCUUGACAGUAUAAGUUAUUAAUUGAUAUGGAUGUUAUAAGUGUACAUGUAUACGUAAGAACAGUGCAUAAUUUUGCAUGAAAUUUUAUACUCUGAUAAGGAUAGUAUUAAAAAAAAUUAGAAAUCGUGUUAUUCCUUAUUGUAAUAAUUUAUCUAUAUUUAAACCUGAAGAUGAUGGAAUACUAAGUUAAUAGAUCAUAAAAUCACAAAAUCAUACGAUAGUUAAGAUACGCAAUCUAGAAUAAGCUGUUUCAUAAUCAAAAGAGGAUCACUUUUGCUACCAAUGAAUUUUGUAUAUAAUAAAUAUUAAUACCGCCUUAGUUCUAUUGAUAUUUUAUUGUCAUGAGUAUCAUGUUAGUUAAUCGAAGACAGUUACGAAUAUCACAUGCUUUAUAGAAAAUUAAUGAAAUCUUCUAGUUGAGGAAUUACUUUAAAUGCUAUCAUAAUCAACGUCAUCCUGAGCUUUGAUAACUUUGGCAAAUGCUUCGAAAGAUCCAAAAUUUUCUUGUACAAACUUCUGGCCUUUCAUACCGUUUAUCCAUUUCAUCUACAAUAUAUAAAAUGCCGUGAUUAGCGAUACUGUAAUUUUUUUCACUGACCAUUAGAUCUAUCUAAGUCAUUUUUAACAAACUUACGAGGUGCGGGAACUUUUCUUUGUCGAAAUUCAAUGGCUGGUCAAAAGCCAGUGGAAGUGCUUUAGCCCGUUCUACCCACGGCCACAUCAAAACGUCCAGCAUCCCUGGUUCAGUUCCUAAAAUUCGUUUAUUAUAGAAAUACAGAUUAUGAAUGUCCAUUUUACAAUUGUACAAACCUCCAAAGAAUAUUGUUCCCCGUUUUGCCAAUUCUUCUUCGUACUCUACGAAGUGUCCUAUUAUUUCCUCAACUAUUUCUUGUACUGGUCUAGUAUCCCUUUUGUGAA
Molecule: messenger RNA, 5397 nt
Organism: Diprion similis
Lineage: Eukaryota; Metazoa; Arthropoda; Insecta; Hymenoptera; Diprionidae
Gene: MED23
Product: mediator of RNA polymerase II transcription subunit 23
Exons: 21
Coding region: 102-4172 (1356 amino acids)
Biological process (GO): regulation of transcription by RNA polymerase II; positive regulation of gene expression
Cellular component (GO): mediator complex; transcription regulator complex
Source: RefSeq, a predicted model, not a curated record